AUGUCACCAUCAUGGCUCCAGGCUACAGAAUCUACAAUGAGGUCACAAAGGCUGGCCACAGGCAGGAACGUUCUGGAUGUCCAGUCUAGAGACUGCCGCUGUCCGCCUACGGCUAGAGCAGGGGGGUGACCAAAGCUGAUAAAAAGAAUUGGGAGACAGAAGUGGGCACAGCCUCCCUGACGACAAAGAAGGGUGAAAAUGUGUCAUGGGUGGAAGGCAGGGGCUGGGAGCUGAGAUAUUUCAGCUCCUGCUAGGGGUCAACCAGUCUGCAUACUGGGUGGGGGAUGGACACAGAAGCUGGACACUCCCCGCCCUCCACUGGACUGCAACUGUGUUUCUGUGAACGUCCCAGGAGGCCAGAUGCUCCCCAGACAGUAAGAAGAGAGGCCGAAGAUACCCUGCACACCAUGUCCUCACUCAAAACACUGAGUCUGACGGAGAGAGAUCACCAACGGGAAAUUAAAGCCAAAGGACACCCCUACUGGACGUCAAAGCGCGACGGCGAGGUGCACCUGCGGCAGGAGGACGCCUUCACCAGCCAGGCGCCCAUCACCGUGCAUGACAUGGUCAUGAACACGGCCAUCAAGUACGCCAACUACAUCGCGCUCGGCUCCAAGCACAGGAACGGUUGGCACCUGCUCACCUACAUCGAGUACUAUGAAGAGUGCCGGCGCGCCGCCAAAGCCUUCCUCAAGCUGGGCCUGGAGCGCUUCCACAGCGUGGGGAUCAUGGGGUUAAACUCGGAGGAGUGGGCCAUCGCCAGCAUUGGUGCUAUCAUGGCUGGGGGCUUCUCUGUUGGCAUCUUGUCCACCAGCUCCCCAAAAGCCUGCCAGGUCAUCGCCGAAAGCUCGGAGAUGGACAUAUUUGUGGUGGACAAUGACAGGCAGUUGCAGAAGAUCAUCCAGAUCCAGGGCUCCUUGAAGCACCUCAAGGCCAUCGUCCAGUACAAGGAGGAGAUCCGGACCUGGCUGCAGAACCUGUAUUCUUGGAGAGGGUUCUUGGACCUGGCAGACGGCAUCUCGGAAAACACGCUGGAUCAGGUCAUUGACUCCCAAAAGCCCAACCAGUGCUGUGCCCUGGUCUACAGCCUGUCGGUCACAGGCCCCCCCGAAGGCCAUGAUGCUCAGCCACGACAACAUCACCUGGACCACGGUGGCCACGGCCCAGAGGCUGUCUUACAAGUGCCCCCCGGAGGAGCAGGAGAUCCUAGUGAGCUACCUCCCUCUCAGCUACAUGGGGGCCCAGCUCUUCGACAUGUGGGUCUCCAUCUCUGUCGCCGGAGCCCUCUACUUCGCCCAGCCGGAUGCUCUGAGGGGCUCCCUGAUAGACACGCUGCGGGAGGUGAAGCCCACCCUGUUCCACGGCGUCCCGUGGGUCUGGGACAGAUUGCUGGACAACCUGAAGACCGACCAGCUCUCGUCGACCCCGUUCCGGAGGAGGAUGGACCAGUGGGCCAUGUGGCUGGGACUCAGGACAAACAGGAAGCGGAUGUUCAAACCCAUUCUCCACUGUGCUUCAGCCUGGCCAAGAGGCUGACCUUCAACCGGGCCAGGAGGUUCCUGGGCCUCCAUCACUGCAGGCAGUACUUCAACUUGGGCCUGGGGCUCUCCAGAGCCACCCUGGAUUAUUUCCUCAGCCUCAACAUGCCCAUCUUUGAGCUCUACGGCUUGUCUGAAAGCACGGGCAUCCACACGCUCUCCAGGCAGCAAGACUUCCGGCUGCUGAGCUGUGGGAAGUCCCUCCCCAACACCCACACCAAGACGCAGAAGCACAAUGAGGAGGGCAUCGGGGACAUCUACAUUUGGGGCCGGAACAUCUUCAUGGGGUAUCUCAAUGAUGAGGAGAAUACGCAGGAGAAGAUCGAUGCCCACGGCUGGUUGCACACGGGGGACCUGGGCUUUUUGGACACCGAUGAAUUCCUCUAUGUCGUCGGCAACGCCAGAGAUAUCAUCACCCUCAGUUCAGGUGAGAGGAUCAACCCGAACCCCAUUGAGGAGCGGGUGAAGAGGUACAUCCCCAUCGUGCGCUACGUCGUGCUGGUGGGCCAGGACGCGCCCUACCUGUGUGCCCUGCUCACGCUGAAGUGCCAGGUUAACACGGACACAGGGGAGCCCCGGAAUGCGCUGACCAGCGAGGCGGUUGCUUUCUGUAGACAGCUCCGGAGCCAGUCCACCAGGCUGUCGGACAUCGUUUACGACGGAGACCCGGUGGUCUUGGAGUUCAUCAGUCAGGGCAUCGACGCUGCCAACGCCGAGGUCCCCUCGGACAGCGCCAAGAUCAUCAAGUGGACCAUCCUCAGGACGGACUUCUCCAUGGUUGGAGGGGAGCUGGGGGCAACCACCAAGCUGAAGAGGGCCAUGGUGGCCAGGAUGUACCAAGCUGAAAUUGAAAGGCUUUACGAGGAGGCUGAUGACGAAGACUAGCAGCCAGGAAAGGCCCUGGGGGGCGGGGGCCUUCCUGCUUCAUCACCAGACUGCCAUCUCCCUCCCUCCAUCCCCCUAUCGGAUGAUCAUCGAGGAGCUGCCUUCUAGAAGGAGGGAAGCUGCUCUGAGGGCCAAGUUGCCAAGUGCCGACCGGGGACGGGGGUUUUAACUAAGAUGCCCCCUCUGGGGCGGUGUUUUACAUUUAAAGGUAAAAGAUAAUGA
Zalophus californianus (California sea lion) is the source of this 2645-nucleotide messenger RNA. RefSeq names its product long-chain-fatty-acid--CoA ligase ACSBG2-like. Gene Ontology annotation, molecular function: long-chain fatty acid-CoA ligase activity. The record is from RefSeq and is a predicted model, not a curated record. Lineage: Eukaryota; Metazoa; Chordata; Mammalia; Carnivora; Otariidae. The transcript is spliced from 14 exons. Gene Ontology annotation, cellular component: endoplasmic reticulum; membrane. The coding region runs from base 285 to 2423 and encodes 712 amino acids.